Molecule: messenger RNA, 1821 nt
Organism: Hirsutella rhossiliensis
Lineage: Eukaryota; Fungi; Ascomycota; Sordariomycetes; Hypocreales; Ophiocordycipitaceae
Product: impB/mucB/samB family domain-containing protein
Exons: 3
Coding region: 1-1821 (606 amino acids)
Biological process (GO): error-prone translesion synthesis
Cellular component (GO): nucleus
Molecular function (GO): DNA-directed DNA polymerase activity; damaged DNA binding
Source: RefSeq, a predicted model, not a curated record
AUGGCUGCGACCGAGCGUACGCAUGACGACGGACAGCAAAUGGAGGAGGCGGAGGAGGAUAGCCUCAGGACCCUCAAGUAUCACUUGCUGGGCCCGUCCUUGACCAAGGCUGGCCAGGACAAGGUCGAUCAAGGCAAGGUUUCCGAAAUCAUCUACAAUGCGUCUAAAGGCUCCAAGUUCUUCAAUCGGGAAGAGGCCCGCGACAAGAUUCUCACCAAGAAAAUAGAGCAGAUCCUGCAACGGAAGCGGAAGCUCGAGGAGCGUGACCUAUCCCGCGACCUACGAAACGCCGACCGCACGAUUGCCGAGCUCGAGGUGUCCCGGGAUCUUACACAACACGUUGUUCAUAUCGAUUGUGAUGCCUUUUAUGCAGCGGUGGAGCAAUUGGAGAGGCCUGAGCUCAAGACCCUGCCGUUUGCGGUCGGCGGCGGCGUUCUCACAACUUGCAACUACGUCGCCCGACAGUUCGGCUGCCGCUCUGGCAUGGCCGGCUUCGUCGCAAAGAAGCUCUGCCCUGACCUCAUCUUUAUCAAACCCAAUUUCCAAAAAUAUACCGCCAAAGCCCAAGAAAUAAGAGAAAUUCUUGCCGAGUACGACCCGCGAUUCGAGAGUGCCAGCAUUGACGAAGCAUACUUGAACAUUACUGAAUACUGCGCAGAGCGCGACGUUGGUCCCGCAGAAGCAAUUGAGGAGAUGAGAAGCGAGAUUCACCAAAAGACAAACAUUACCGUCUCGGCCGGAAUUGCCGCAAACACAAAACUUGCCAAGAUUUGCUCGAACAUGAACAAGCCCAAUGGCCAGUUUGUCUUGCCCAAUGACAGAAGUACCAUCAUGGCAUUUAUGCGAGACUUGCCGACCAGGAAGGUCAACGGCAUUGGCCGAGUCCUGGAACGAGAGCUUCUCGAGGUUGGAGUGAGAACAUGCGGGGACAUUUACGAGCAGAGGAAAUACUUGAACCAGCUCUUUGGAGAAAAGACUUUUGAAUUUCUGUUGACCUGCCAUUUGGGGCUGGGCCGCACCCGAAUUCAGCCUGCCGAGGACUAUGAACGGAAGAGCGUCGGGACAGAGAGCACGUUUGGGGAAAUGUCCGAUGGCGCAAAACUGCGACAAAAGCUGCGCUCGACGGCGGAGGAGCUCGAGCAGGACAUGAAGCGAGCCGAAUGCAAAGGUCGCACGUUGUGCCUCAAGGUCAAAUUGCAUACCUUUGAAGUUUUGACACGUCAACAGGUCAUGCCGAGGGCAAUCGGCCUCGCAGACGACCUCUACAGCUUUGCGUUGCCUAUGCUUGCCAAGCUAGAGCAAGAAAUGCCAGGCAUGAAGCUGCGGCUCAUGGGCUUACGCUGCACGCAUCUCGUCAGCACCAAGAAACCUGAUACAAUGGCCUUUUUUGGGUUCAAGCAACGGAGACUCGCGGCCGAAGACGAGCUGGAGUCGGAAGCUGGUAAAAGAAAGGCAGCCGGAGCCUUGGAAGACGAGGCCGGUUGGGAAACGCUGCUUACGGAGGAGCCACGUCCCAAGGAGGCCGACAGGACGACGGACUCGAACUUCAUAAACGACAUGGACGACGCCAGUGCGCUGGCAUAUGAGGAAUGGUGGGACUGUCCCAUCUGCCUCAGGCCGCAGUCUGCAAAUGAGCGACAGUUCAACGAGCACAUUGACCUCUGCCUAUCUCGUCAAACGAUACGCGAUGCGGUUCAGGGUGACGAACCGGAACGGGCGCGGGACAGCCCGCCUGGGAGCAAAAGACCCAAGACUGCGGAGAGAAAGCGAGGGAGGGCAUCUGCCUCGGAUCCCAAGCAGAAGAAGCUGUUCUUUGGAUAG